AUGCAGCGUGAAUCUGCCCACACCGACAUGUGUAUCUUCAUCCAGGAGCCUGAACAAGGUGCAACGAGCGCCACGUUCCUUCUCGCGACCCUCAAGUUUCAUUACGACUUCCUCCUGCGGGGCCUCGGAAAUAUCCAUGUCGAACACGUCGAAUACCGUAAAUCGAAUUCACUUUGGGACACGGAGCAUGAGUACCUGGUGGUGAUGGUAAAGGAAUCGUCGGGAGCUGGGCGGACAGGGUAUCUUUUGGUGGACAGGCUGGAUGACGACCCUACAGCGGGCGCACUCGCCUCUUUUUUCCCAGCAAAGAGAUCCAGAAGAUGGAAUCCACCCGAUGCCCGCGAAAGAGUCGUCAUCUUGUUCAACACUGACGAAGCUGUGAAUGUACAGGGUCAAUGUGCCUGUGAUGUUCUUAUGACAAUGGACCUUCGCCAGGCGUCACGACAUGUCACCUUCGAGGACUUUCUGCUCCUCGCCAAGACCGCCUCGAGGAAAGCCCCGUCGCAUUCUCAGUGCUUUUGGCUUGCCUACACCAUUUGGACGGUCCUCGAGCUGGAGACAGGAGCGCACAUCGAACGGACAAGGCAUGCCAUACGCCGGGGCAAACAUUCUUGGCUGUGGCUGUGGGCGAACCUUUUUUCUUCUGAGAGAAGCGCCGAUGGGGUGGACGAUUCGAGGACGCCAGAGACGAUAAAGUCGGAGUGGGAAGAAGCAAAAGUUGUUGCGAGCCAGGAGUGGGAUGCGUCACUACAGGCGCUUCGUGCUCCAGAAUUGGCCGAACAGGAAGCACUUCGACAAGAACAAGCCGCUUUCCAGCAAGACCUAGCAAUCCUUGAACAAGAACGGGCUGGUCGCCUACGGGCAGAGGCUCAGGUCAAUGAACUUCGAGCGACGCUGUCAAGAAGACUUGAGCUUGCUGGUAAUGUGUCCAACAAUGCGUAAUUUUAUUUCUCCUUCAUUCG
This is a messenger RNA of Desarmillaria tabescens, 962 nucleotides long. RefSeq lists its product as uncharacterized. NCBI's taxonomy places the organism in Eukaryota, Fungi, Basidiomycota, Agaricomycetes, Agaricales, Physalacriaceae. The coding region runs from base 1 to 942 and encodes 313 amino acids. The record is from RefSeq and is a predicted model, not a curated record. The transcript has 3 exons.